AUGGGUAUUGGUGCUGCUCAAGAUGGUGAAGAUGUAGAUGGUGAAGAUGAAGAUGGUGAUGAAGAUGAUGAUGAAGAUAAUAAAGAUGAAAAUGAUUAUGGUGAUGAUAGAGUUGAAGAUGACGAUGACGAUAGCCAAGCAGGAGCCGGUUCUUGCAAUAAAGAUCAACAGAAUGCAUGCUUGCAAGCAGAGACAAACAUUACAGAGAAGCGACUAAACUGGCUGUCGAAUGGUGGUGAGUGCAUGGUGAACCAGUACGUGCACUUCACCCAUCUCUGCAUCGUCUCCAACUACCUGCCCUUCUAUAACUUCUGCUGCUGCGCGUUCACCAAGGCGCUCGCUUCACCGACCACCUCGUCGUCGUCGUCGACACGGAAAAAUAAAAAUAAUAAAAAUAAGAUGAAUAAUAAGGAUGGUAUUGAUAAGAUAAGUAAUAAAAAUAAAAAGAAAGUAGAUAAUAAUCAUAGUAAUAAUAAUAGUAAUAAUAAUCGUAACGAUGAGGAUGGAAAGAAGGAAGCUAGGAAAACGAAAGCUAAUGAAGCGAGCAUAAAAAGAGCCGUGAAGGAAAAGAAUAAAAAUAAUAAUAAUAAUAACCAUAAUAAUAAUAACAAUAAUAACCAUGAUAAUAUCAAUAUAAAUAAUAAAAAUGCUAAAGACCGAAUGAAUGUUAAGCUGGAUGUGGGUAUGGGAGUGAAACAUCACCAUGACUCUAUCGUGACGCCUAAAUAUAACAACAACAAUAACAACAAUAACAACAACAAUAAUAAUAACGCAAAAAUUACAAAUGAUAAUGAUAGCAGUAGUAGUAAUAGUGGUAGUAGUAGUACUAGUGGUGGUAAUAGUGGCAGUAGUAGUAGUAGUGGUAGCGGUCAUAGUCAGUUAUCGUCAAAUUUAUCUGAACACAAAAAUCUUCUCAAUAAUGCUGAAAUUCUUAUUGAUCAAAAGAAUAUAAAUAACAACAAUAAUGAUAAUAAUAACAUCAACAAUAACGAUAAUAAUAGUCAUAAAAAUAAAGAUGCGGCUUCAAACAACGACAUUACUGACGACGACGACAAUGUCGUCAACAAAAGCGACAGCGACAAAAACGCUGAUGACGCUAACAGCAAACACAACAACAACAACGGUGAUGACGAUGAUGGCGGUGAUGAUAAUGAUAAUGGUGAUGAGGAGGAAGAGGAAGAAGUGACAAAUGCAGCUCUCUGCUGCAGAUACCAUCACGAUUGGAGUCAUUUUCGUUGCCAAGAAUCUGAGGAUGUCGUGCGUGCAAGCUACCAGGCCACAGCUCGCGACCUUCUUGUGGGCUUCAUAUCGUGGGACGGAGCUACGGUGUGUGUGGUUGUCGGCCUACUUCUGCUCCUACUCACCUUCAUCUUCAUCUUCUUCAAAGUUUGGCUACACGCUUACAACAACAGCGCCAGCAGCAGUAAUAACUGCUGCGGCAAAAGCAGCUGUGACAACAGCAGCAGCAGCAAAGAUGGUUUGGCUUCAACUACGACGGCGAGUAACACAACUGUUCUAGGUGGCAAUGGAAUUGUCGUUGUUGACGAUGCUGACGAUGGCAAUUGUGCUUUAUUUGAUAAAUCAAAGCAGAAAUCAAAACUGUUGAUUUCAACAUCAGCAGCAGCCCAACAGCAGCAAUCCCACUCCUCAUCCUCUUCCUCUCUAGCAUCUCCAUCCUCCUCCAAACCUCUGCCACCUCCCUACGAUGAAAUCUUUAAAACUGAUCCCGACUCGAACGUCCCAACCCUCCCAUCGCAUCCGUACUACUUCCGCUAUCGACAACAACCUGCUCAAAAGAGUAGCGAUACAAACAACAACAGCAACAACAACAAAAGUGCUGAUAACGUCACUUUAACAGCAGCAACGGUAGCUGAAAACACUGCCAUAACCACCACCAAACAGAAAGAACAGUAUUUAACGUCGUCAAAACAAUCGCCGACAUCAACUGCAACUACAACGUCAGAAAUAUAUAGCGGCAACAACAACAACAACAACAACAAUAAAAAUCACCAUAUCAACAAAAACAGCAGCAGCAACAACAACAAAACUUCGGCCUCAACUCGCCACCCCAAAUUAAAGCACACAGCUCGAGCAUCAAUCGCCUGCGACUUUUUCAACGGCCCAUCGACGGAUCUCGAACACCGCGACUUCAAACGCUUGCAUUCCAACAACUACGAGUACUAUUACCAACCUUAUCGCUACAGUUUCAAUGAAGAUCGCGACGACUACUACAGCAGCUACAGUAGCGACAAUAGCGAUACGGAAAGUAGUUUAACCGAAGUGGGGCAGUACUCUUUCUACAGACGUCGAAUACUCGGUUUCGAUUCCAGGCAAUCGCCGUCGUUUCAAAUUUCUAACGGUCGAUCGCAUCGUCAUAAAAGCAGCCACGCUCCUCGCCACUACCGCCACCAUCAGCGGCAUCACAAACACCGACACUUGAGUCGCCAGGGAAUGGACACUAUCACUUCGACAACGUUGGAUGAGAUCAGACCAACAAGCAACAACUUCAGCAACCAGUACAACUUCAGCAACCAGUACAACUACAACAAUCAGAGCAACUACAACAAUCAGAGCAACUACUGCAAUCCAAACCACUAUAUUAAAGUCGAUUCCAAUUACGACAUCAUUGCUCCCGGCUACAAGCAUACAAAGCCCACUGAUAAGAACAUUUACAGCCAGUUAAACAACAACACAAAAGCGGAUAAAAAUAUUAAAAGUAGCAACAACGACACCAAGAACACUAACAAAGAACUGUCCAAUGAUUACGGAAGUUUAUUUACUUUUGACAUCAAACAAGAUGAGCUCGACGGCAAACAGCAGAACGUGCUGCAACCGAACGCCGCAAAGGCAAAUGAAGCGGCAGAGGAACGUGUUGUUAAUGUGACGCAGGCGACACCAGCUGCCAUGAAAUCUUGCGACUAA
Helobdella robusta is the source of this 2922-nucleotide messenger RNA. RefSeq lists its product as hypothetical. Lineage: Eukaryota; Metazoa; Annelida; Clitellata; Rhynchobdellida; Glossiphoniidae. The coding region runs from base 1 to 2922 and encodes 973 amino acids. The transcript has 7 exons. The record is from RefSeq and is a predicted model, not a curated record.